AUGCAGAGAAUAUUAGAGAAGAAACACUUCAGAAACAAACAGAAAGAGAUAGAAUACAUUUCGAAGAAAUUGCAAUCUUACGAUUGGAAGACUUACCCUCAUAGAUGUCUUCUUAUCUUAGAUGACUUUGCUUCUCAUCCUUUGUUAAAGAACAGAGAACAAGACAUGUGUCGAAUUCUCAAGAAGCUCAGACACUUUAACAUCUCAGUUGUCAUUUGUGUACAGACAGCAAAGAGUUUAAGUAAGGAUGUUAAAAGAAUACUUACUGAUAUCAUACUUUUCCCUGGAUUGUCCGAAGACGAUUUCAUGGAACUUAUGAAAGAGUCCAUGGCAGGUAAGUUUGACAGACAUGAACUAUGGGAGAAGUACAAAGUCAUACAAGACCCUCAUACUUCUUUCAGAAUUCAUAUCUACGCAAACAAAGUUCAAAUUGUAAAAAGUCAAGCUUGA
This is a messenger RNA of Trichomonas vaginalis G3, 450 nucleotides long. Its product is annotated as protein of unknown function, DUF4106 family. The record is from RefSeq and is a predicted model, not a curated record. The coding region runs from base 1 to 450 and encodes 149 amino acids. The transcript has a single exon. NCBI's taxonomy places the organism in Eukaryota, Parabasalia, Trichomonadida, Trichomonadidae.